GAGAGUAUUUAUGAAAGCAAACCAAAGCACACGCUUUAACUUUUUUCAAGGAGUAAUACUCCCACUUUGCCAUUGUGCUUUGUGAAGGAGAGACACUAGAGGCUCCAUACAAACUCAUUUUUCGGAGGAGAAAAUGCCAUGUUCAGCUGAGGAAGCACUAGUUAGGCUCUUCUACAACACCUCCUCCUCCUUCCACCUCCUCCUCCUCUUCCUCUACCUCUCCUCCACUUUUCUUUUCAAACUCUUCUACUUUGUCGGCAGCAACCCUAUUUUCCCAAGAAACCAGAAUGGAUACGAAGACUAUGUGUUUUCGGACGAAGAAGAAGAGGAGGAGCAGGAGGAAGAAGAAGACAACGAACAAAGGCAGUUUCAUGUUCCUGGUCACCAAUACUGCAGUACCAUAAAUGAUCAUGAUCUGGUGGCUGACAUCAUUCACGGCGGCGAAUCACUGAUGUUUUUGCCUAACAAUAACCUUCAGCAUCAUCAUCAAAAAAGUUUUUCCGAAGACCAAUUCAUUAGCGCACGGGAGAGCUUAAUAAUUGAAGACCGCCCCGAUGAAUCUUUGCAUGAGUCAUCACAAGGUUCAGAAUCUGAACAUGACGAUCAAGGUGCGGAGGAAAUCCCCGUGAAAGAUACAGUUUCAGUUCUCAAUUCUGUUGCGAAGGAUCGAGUGUGGCCCACAUCUCCGAUAACUAUAGAGCUACAUAAAAGUGACAAAAAUGGUGACGGUAAUUGUGAUGAACAUAAUACUGAAAUCAAUAGGGCAGAUCAGACGCAUUUAUCCAGUGACGAAAAUUUUGUGGUUUUCGGGCCAUCACAAUUGAAGAACAAGAAGUUCCAAGUUCAAGACAAUAAAGAGGAUGAAAUUUUUGAGGACUCAACUGUUGGAUCAACUUCUAAGAGCUCUUCUGAUUGGAGAAGCUCAAUUAAUUGCAGGGAUUCUGCCACUGAAGAUCCUUUUUCUUCCUCGUCCCGGCGAAGCUGCCCCAAAUGGGAGUCUUACACAGUCUUCCAAAAGUAUGAUGAAGAAAUGAUGUUCCUAGACAGAAUUAGUGCCCAAAAGCUCCAUGAAACAGAAUCACUUAAGUCUAUUCAAGUCUGUCCAAGAUCAAUUUCGGAAAGGAUUGUUCAUAGAAUCUCUACGGCAACAAAAAGGCUGCCUGAUGUACGUCACAACCCUUAUCAUGAGCUGGAGGCUGCUUAUGUUGCACAAAUUUGCUUAACAUGGGAAGCACUUAAUUGGAACUACAAGAAUUUUGAGCAAAAAAGGGCAUCACGCCAUGAGUUUGAUCCCGGCGUUCCUGGCGAAUUAGCACAGAAAUUUCAGCAAUUUCAAGUGCUUCUACAAAGAUAUGUAGAGAAUGAGCCUUAUGAGCAAGGCAGGAGGCCAGAGAUUUAUGCUAGGAUGAGGCUUUUGGCACCAAAGUUACUUCAAGUGCCAGAAUAUCGAGUUUCAGAAGAUGAUGACCAUCAAAAGGAUGAAGGUUUUGGCUCAAAAAUUUCGUCAGCUGCAUUUUUAAUGAUAAUGGAAGACGGAAUCCGAACGUUCAUGGAUUUUCUCAAGACUGAUAAGGAAAAACCCUGCCAGAAAUUAGCAUCCAUGUUCAAACGAAAACGAAAAGGUUCAGUUGAUCCCACUCUUCUCCAUCUGAUGAAGAAAGUUAAUCAAAAAAAGAAGAUGAAAAUCAAAGAUCUUCGACGUUCCCACAAAUGCCUGAGAAAGCGAAGGUUGAAGGUGGAGGAAGAGAUGGAGAUACUGAUGGGUCUGAUUGACCUAAAACUGGUAUCUAGGGUUUUGAGAAUGACCGACCUAAAUGCAGAACAAUUGCAUUGGUGCGAAGCAAAGAUGAGCAAAGUGCGAAUUCUGGAUGGGAGAAAAUACCAAAGAGAUUCCUCCCCACUUUUCUUCCCAGCACAAUGACCCACGUACCACUAUUGUGUUGCUUUGAUGACUAGACAUUGUGACAUGAAUGUGCAUGCAUGACUGCACAGAGAAUGAGUGAAUAUCCUACCCAGGUACCCUUUUGUAAAAACUACUAUAAUAUAUAAUAUUAUAUUACUGAGGUAGGACAAGAAGGUGACAUGGAUUUUGGAGAUUUCGAAUCCAUGAAAUAAUGUUUAGAGACAGAGAGAGAGAGAGAGAGAGAACAAAGCAAGGAACAUCAAGAGAGAGAGAGACAAGGGUUACUUUAGCUUUAGCUUUUUUUAAAAAAAAAUUAGGGUUUAUCUACAAGCUGGGAUAUGAGGCUUAUGAGCUGAAUCAAAAGAGGAGAAAACUAAAGAGGAAGAAUAACAAGGCUGCUUCAAACACAUGAUGCAGAUGCAGUGGAAUAAAAAGGUAUCACAUGGUACACUCAAGGGAUUAGGGUUAUAUCAUUUAUAUGUGGUUAAUUUAGGGUUUAGGACCCACUUAGGUGGGGAAUGAAAAAUGAAAUAAAGUCUGAUAUAUCACCAUCUUUAAAGAUUUCUGCAUCUGGAUUUCAUGACUUUUUUAAAGGUGAUGACCUAUUGACUAUUGUAGUUGGGAAAUCAUGGUCAUUGGAAAGGAAAUAUAUUAAUUUUGUACUCAGUUAUUGCAUGGGAAUUUGAAACUGUCACAUAAUUUCAAAUGUCAAAUGUCACAUAUCAUUUGCU
This is a messenger RNA of Malus domestica (apple), 2634 nucleotides long. RefSeq lists its product as uncharacterized. The record is from RefSeq and is a predicted model, not a curated record. NCBI's taxonomy places the organism in Eukaryota, Viridiplantae, Streptophyta, Magnoliopsida, Rosales, Rosaceae.